This is a messenger RNA of Gossypium arboreum, 3328 nucleotides long. Its product is annotated as probable dolichyl pyrophosphate Man9GlcNAc2 alpha-1,3-glucosyltransferase. The transcript has 6 exons. Gene Ontology annotation, biological process: protein N-linked glycosylation. Gene Ontology annotation, molecular function: dolichyl pyrophosphate Man9GlcNAc2 alpha-1,3-glucosyltransferase activity. The record is from RefSeq and is a predicted model, not a curated record. The coding region runs from base 208 to 1830 and encodes 540 amino acids. Gene Ontology annotation, cellular component: endoplasmic reticulum membrane. Lineage: Eukaryota; Viridiplantae; Streptophyta; Magnoliopsida; Malvales; Malvaceae.
CGCAUUUUUAUUUUUUACAAUUCAUUUGAUUCGAAUCAAUAUUCAAAUGGAUUUCAUACUUGUAAACGAGGCUUAAAAUUUAAAUGUGUAUUGUAAAAAUAUAGACCCUUAAAGGCUAACCUCGCUCUAGUACAGAUCCAUACUCGCCACCGCCAGCGGCAGCUUCCGACGAGGUUUUACUGACGGAAUGAACUUUACGGCACAAGAAUGAAGAGAAAAGGAGAAAUGAAAAAAGUUAUAAAGGUUAAAGAUAAGGUCAACGAUGGUCAAGAUGAUGAUCCUUGGUGGUGGUUAGUUCAAGAAGGGAUCAGACCCUCCUUCCUUUGUAUAUCCCUUUUCGCGCUAUUGGUACGUGUCGCUGUUGGUCUUCACCCAUAUUCCGGUGCCGGUACUCUGCCCAAGUUCGGUGAUUAUGAGGCGCAGAGGCAUUGGAUGGAGAUCACUCUUAAUCUUCCACCAAAAGAUUGGUAUCGCAACAGUAGUGUUAACGAUCUUUCUUAUUGGGGUCUUGAUUAUCCGCCAUUAACUGCUUACCAGAGUUACGUUCAUGGGGUUUUCCUUAAAACCUUCGAUCCUGACUCCGUUGCACUCUUCACUUCACGAGGCUAUGAAUCUUAUCUUGGGAAAUUUCUAAUGAGAUGGACUGUUUUAUCUUCUGAUGUGCUGAUAUUCUUCCCGGCAGUUCUUUAUUUUGUGUUGGUGUAUCGUUCGAUGCGGUUUGGCAUGGGCCAAAACAGCGAUGUAGCUUGGCACAUUGCAAUGAUUUUACUGAACCCAUGCCUGAUCUUAAUCGAUCACGGUCAUUUUCAGUACAAUUGUAUCAGCUUGGGUCUUACCAUAGCUGCCAUUGCUGCAGCACUCUCUCAAAAGGAUCUUGUGGCUUCCGUGCUAUAUUGUCUUGCUCUCAACCAUAAACAGAUGAGUGCAUAUUUUGCACCUGCCUUUUUUGGCUAUCUAUUGGGUAAAUGCCUGAGGAAAAAGAAUCCACUGCUCGAGGUGACAAAACUGGGAUUGAUGGUUAUAGGAACAUUUGCUGUCGUCUGGUGGCCAUAUCUUCAGUCGAAAGAUGCUGCUUUGGCUGUUCUAUCUCGUCUUGCACCAUUUGAGAGAGGGAUAUACGAGGAUUAUGUGGCUAAUUUUUGGUGCACCAGUUCAGUGCUUGUGAAAUGGAAAAAGUUAUAUUCUACACAAUCAUUGAGGAUUUUUAGCCUUGCUGCAACUCUUAUAACAUGUCUGCCCUCAAUGGUUCAACAAAUCUUUGCUCCGAGCAGUAAGGGUUUUCUCUAUGCGUUGCUUAAUAGUUCUUUCUCGUUCUACUUGUUCUCAUUUCAAGUGCAUGAGAAAUCUAUUCUGCUUCCGCUUCUGCCUCUUACCCUAUUAGCCCUGGAAGAAAGUCGCUUGAUAUUGUGGUUAACACACUUCGCUAUGUUCUCUAUGUUUCCUCUUCUACACCGGGACAAACUGGUUCUAGCGUAUAUGGCUCUUUACGCGCUCUUUAUCCUUGUGUAUUUUGCACCCUGUGGGCCAGGUGGAAGAUGCCACGGCACCAAGACUCUCAAUAAUACCCAAAAGACCAAGAGAAGUGAGGAUUUCAUUACUUCCAUUACUUUCCACCCGCUUGUAAUGGGCUUUCUUGGUUUGUGCUCUCUGAUUCUGCAUGUUAUUUACCUAACCAUGCAUCCUCCGAAUAAGUAUCCUUUCCUUUUCGAAGCAGUGAUCAUGCUUAUCUGCUUCUCUCAGUUUGUCUUGUUUACUUUUUACUUCAAUUCAAAGCAAUGGAUGUUAUCGAAACACCUAACAUCAAAAGAUCAACAAAAGAAGCUUAUUUGAUUGUGCACUAACAUUAACUUUAUGAGACUGAUUUUUACUGGGAUGUAGCAGCAUAUUGAUUUGUUAGUUCUUGGUUGAUGAUCACGAUUUACAUACAUGCAUGUAGGUAUGCUUUCUUGAUGAAUUGGUUUCGAGUAUACAGAACUUAUGUUUGUCUCUUACUAGAUGUUCUCUGGCUAAACUUGCGCCGUCAUAAUGUUAUUUUUAUUUGGUACCAAGUCGGAAUUACAUUAACAGUCUAAAUUUUGGUCACUGGGGUGUCAACAAGGUUCCUUAAACUCUUCUUGUUGACACCGGCAUAAUGUUAUUUGCCCUUUAUGUCUAAAUGAGUCUAAGUAACACUGCUUCAUAGUUUGAUUUCUUCAACAAUUCUAGUCUUAGUUCUUUGUUAUUUAUAUAAUUAAAUGUGUAUUUUUAAACUGAAAUUUUGAGCUCCAAUGAUUUAGUUAGAGAUUUCAACAACUGUAUGUUAAUAGAAAGGCUGAAAACUAAUUGAAGUGUUGUUUUGAUCCGAAGUAUAACUCUGUAGAGAAGGGUUGGAGCGGUUAACAGUCAUUAUAUUAGAUUUAUGGAAAUGAUGCAAAAUCUCAAUACAAUUCGUUUAACCAUUAGAUUUGAUGAAUUCAUUGAUCUAAUCAUGUCUAGAAGUAGUGCUUAAUCUAUAAACAAAAUUAACAUUAAAAAAUAAACUAUACUUGCAACAUCUGCAACUUACACAAAGAUGAUGGAAAAUUUUGACAAUUAUUGAAUUCAACAGAAAAUCACUUUUGUUCAAUCUCCCAAUCAAUUAAUUUAAAGAGUGCCAAGGUUUAAUUGAACAUGAAAAAGUACAUCCUCCAAACACCAAAUGGCGUGAAAUACAAUAAACCAUAAAUCAAAAUCUACAUUUCUUGGCCUAGUAAUUGAAUAACAGACUUGGAGAAGCACUAUUUUCACAGAUCUUGGACACUCAAACCUGCAAAUAUGAAAAAGAAUGGGAGGUAAUGGUCAACACUAAUGACCCAGAACAUCGAGAUGUUACAAUAAUAGAAACAACACUAAGAAUGAAAGGUAUAGUCAAGGCCAAGAACGAUAAGAAAGAACACUGGGACAACUUGUAAUGUUGCAAGAAUGACAGCAAUGGCAACAAUACUUCAUUUCAACUAUGUAUGUAUCUACAAUUUUCUAACAUGCUUGUUCAAUCAAGAAAAGAACAAAGGGAAUGGUCGGGACCAAGAACAUUGAGACGGAAACAAUAAGUCGUUGCAUCUACAAUUCUAUAACAUGCUGGUUCAAUCGAAACAAGAAAACAAGAGACUACUUCCAAUAAUGCAUAUCUAUCUACCUGGAGGAAGGGACUGCUUCAACUUGUCGGCUUUCUCAGCAUCAGACACACAAAGUGUGUACAAGUACUUGGAGCAACGGACCUUGAACUUCACUACAUCUUUGCUCUUUUUGAUCUUUACCGAGCGAGCAUCUUUCCUUCUAGCAGUGAGAAGGAAGUCCUUGAUCUCAUGAA